Python bivittatus (Burmese python) is the source of this 530-nucleotide messenger RNA. Lineage: Eukaryota; Metazoa; Chordata; Lepidosauria; Squamata; Pythonidae. The record is from RefSeq and is a predicted model, not a curated record.
AUGUCCCAGGGACGUCCAUCCCGUCAGGAACGGCGCUUCUGCCCUUUUCCUUUGGGGGUCCGGCUCCCCCCGCCCGCCCCGUCGGUCAUUCCCCACCCGACUCUCGCGUCUUGUCACCCGCGAGGGCCUGGCAAGCGGGCUCGCUCCCAAGGUUCCCAAGCGCGGGAAGGGGCAACCCCACGCCCACGGUCCGCGCAGGGGAAAUACACCUUCGCAGAUGGCUUGGAGUACAAAGACCAUAACUGGCACUACUGCGACGGCUAUGACCGGAGGUUUUACACGGAAAUCUGCAAGGGCCUGAAGCCAGCAGGCAUUUCCCAGCUGACCAACCUGGAUCCCGCUCGGCCUAUCCCGCCCGGCUGCUACGACUGUGGCGACGGCUUCUACAACCCGCAGACCAGAGUGGUGGUUGAUUACCGGCACCGCUUCCUGAGAAACGCAGAUGACGACGAGCACGACUGGAUUGUGAAGACGUGCCGGAAGGGCUGGGACGAAUGUGUUGGCUACAAGCCGGCCAAGUGAGCUUCGCG